UAAUGGCGGUGUGUGUGCGAACGCAGCGAACCAACUGUUCAACCGAUCGUAAUAUUUCAGUUUAUUUACCGCAAUAAGGGUAUUGGUUUGGAUCUGAUGGAGGAUGAUGUAAACAAAAAUCUUUUCUCAGGUAUUUACAAUCUAUCACACAGAAGGAAUAGCACAAAAAACAUGCACUGUCUGCACGGAAAGUCGGUGAUAUCAUCCAUCUUUUUGCUUUGUGUGUGCAGUCUGGUUUCCGGACAGAUUCGAUACUCCAUUCCAGAAGAGCAAGAACUCGGUGCCUUUGUCGGAGAACUCGGAAAAGAUCUGGGUUUGAGUAUUAAAGACCUGCCGAGCCGUAAAUUUAGAAUUGUUUCCUCCGCUUCCAAACAAUAUUUGGAUGUAAAUAGCAUAAAUGGAAUCUUAUUUGUGAGUGCAAGAAUUGACAGAGAGCAGUUAUGUGGACAAAGUGAUAACUGUGCAUUGCUCAUGGAAGCCGUGAUUGAAAAUCCUGUGGAACAGUACCGAGUGGAGGUUGAAAUACUGGAUGUAAACGAUAAUUCCCCGAUUUUUCAGAAAAAUGAAAUACGUUUGAAAAUAUCAGAAUCUACGAUACCCGGAGCACGUUUUCUGUUGGAGGGCGCGAACGAUCCGGAUGGAAGAAAUAAUUCUAUUCGUACGUACCAGCUCACUAAAAAUGACCAUUUUACAUUAGAUGUACAAAGUCUUGGGAAGUGGAAGUUACCCGAAUUAGUGCUACAGGGCAACCUCGACCGGGAAAAACAAUCAGCUUACAAUUUGUUACUGACUGCUAUUGACGGCGGUGCACCAGAAAGGUCGGGUACUGCUCGUAUAACAAUUGAUAUCAUGGAUGUUAAUGAUAAUGUACCAGUUUUUGAAAAAUCGAUGUAUAGUGUUAAUCUAAUGGAGAAUGUGCUGCUAAAUUCUUUGGUGAUUAAGCUUAACGCGACUGAUUUAGACGAAGGUACAAAUGGCGAAGUCAUUUAUUCUUUCAGCAGUUACAAUGAGCCAAGAAUAACUGAAAUAUUUACGAUUGAACCCGAAACUGGGGAGAUCCGUACAAAAGAAAUGUUGGAUUUUGAAGAAACUGAUGUUUAUCAGAUUCAUGUAGAAGCUAGAGACAGGAGUAUGCAGUCAUUAUCUACACAUUGUAGUGUGCGGGUGGAGAUUACAGACGUCAAUGACAAUACUCCUGAGUUAACAAUUAAUUCUGGAGCUGAAACAAUCAGUGAGGAUGUUGCGAUGGGAACUUUAAUCGCUUUGAUUGGCGUAACUGACCGAGAUUCCAAUAAAAAUGGAUAUAUCGAUUGUUCUGUUUCACCCACCUUACCCUUUAACCUGGAAUCUUCCUUUAGUAAUUCUUACAGACUCGUCACAAAUGCAAAACUGGAUAGAGAAACCGCUCCUCAACAUAAAAUAACUGUAACUUGCAAAGACCGUGGGAUCCCGCCGUUAUCGACCAUCCAGACAAUUGUGGUAAAUAUCUCAGAUAUAAAUGAUAAUACACCACGCUUUACGCAGCCGUCCUACACGGCCUAUGUGGCGGAAAACAAUGAACCUGGCAGUUACAUCGGAUCAGUGACAGCUCUGGAUCUUGACACUGAUCGAAAUUCACAGCUGUUUUACACAAUUCUGGAAAGCCAGAUUGAAUCAGUCCCCAUAUCAUCCUAUCUCUACAUUAACUCAAACAAUGGAAGCAUCUAUUCAAUACGACCAUUUGAUUACGAGCAAUUUAGAAGUUUUCAGUUUCAUGUUCGAGCUCAGGAUUCCGGCUUACCAUCACUCUCAAGCGACGUUGCAGUGAACGUGAUAGUCUUGGAUCAAAAUGACAAUCCACCUGUCGUACUAUCAAGUCCAACCGAAGGCAACACCAGUUUGCGUGUCCCACGAUCUGCAGAUCCUGGAUAUUUGAUAACAAAGAUCAUUGCCUUUGAUGCAGACUCCGGUAAAAAUGGAAAACUUUCUUAUGAACUUCUACAGUCCAGCGAUCCGGGUCUCUUUGUAGUUUCAUAUAGUUCAGGGGAAAUAAGAAAUAUCCGGCAAUUUAAGGAUAGCGACGCAACUGCUCAGAGACUCGUUGUCCAGGUGAAAGAUAACGGUUAUCCCGCACUCUCUACCACGACCACUUUUACAUUGACAAUAGUUGAGGAACAGUCGGAGGGUCUGGUUGACGUCAAUGAAGCGAGUGACGAUUUGGAAGACACGCAGAGGUUGUCCUUUUAUAUAAUAAUUUCUUUGGGAGCAACAUCUUUUAUUCUUUUAAUUGUCAUAAUUUUCCUUGUUGUGGCUAUUUGCCCCACGGGCACCAAUCCUGCUUCCAGACGUGCCUGUGCUACUAAGUGUUGCAGCAGGAGAGAUUUGGAAUACAAGAAUUCGGCAGCUAACAUGCAUAUUGUGCCAGAUUCCCACUUCCUUCCCAGUAUCCUUGAGAUUCAGGGAAAUGGAUCUCUUUCAGGAACACACUCAUAUAAAAUUCGUUCCGCGAAGGAACCAGCGGAAAUAAUUUUCACACCAUUCGAUCCGCAACUGCAUGGAACUAUUGAAAUGCGCUCUAAAUAUGUGCCGGCAGAAAAUACAAAAACCAGGAACAGUCGGUCGGAUGGGAGUCUCAUCAUAACAGAAAUACUUCUCACCAUGCAACAUUCUGGAAAAUUGUUCCUGUUGAGAGAGAAAGCUGUACCGUCCAUCUUGCUGCUUUGUGCAUGGAAGCUAGUUUCUGGACAGAUUCGUUACUCCAUCCCAGAAGAAUUGAAACACGGCACAGUGGUGGGUGAAAUCGCAAAAGAUUUGGGAUUAUUUCUGGAGGAAUUAUCAACCCGUAAAUUCAGGAUCAUUUCACAGGUACCGUCACAAGUUUUGAAUAUAAACCCCCAGAAUGGAGUUUUGUUUGUGAAUAAAAGGAUAGAUAGGGAGCUGAUCUGCGGUAAGAGUCUUAACUGUAUAUUGCCUUUGGAACUGGAAACUGAAAAUCCGGUGGUACGCUAUCGGGCAGAGGUCGAAAUUCUGGAUGUAAAUGAUAAUGAUCCCAAGUUCAGUGACGCAGAGGUCCGUUUGGAAAUUUCAGAGCUGAUAAUGCCUGGGACACGUUUCAUUUUAAAGGCCGCACAAGACCCUGACAUUGGAACUAAUUCGGUUCAGACGUACCAAAUCACACCAAAUGAGCAUUUUGUUUUAGAUGUGCAGACUCUUGGAAAGUGGAAAAUACCUGAAUUGGUGGUGAAGCAGUCACUCGACCGUGAAAAGCAGUCUAUGCACCGUUUAAUCCUCACCGCCAUUGACGGUGCGAUACCUGGGAGGUCGGGCACUUGUCAAAUAAUUAUCACUGUUUCUGACACAAAUGAUAAUGCGCCUACUUUUCAAAAGCAUUUGGACUCUGUUAAUUUAAUGGAAGAUGUUCCUUUGGGUACUUUAGUGAUUAAAGUCAAUGCAACGGAUUUGGACGAAGGAUCGAAUAGUGACAUUGUUUAUUCUCUGGGCAGCUACAAUGAAGAAAGAAUACUUGAAAUGUUUAGUAUUAACCCAAAAUCUGGAGAGAUCAGAUUAAAGGGAAAAUUGGAUUUUGAAGAAACGAAUAUGCAUGAAAUUCACGUAGAAGCUAAGGACAUGGGGGCACAGUCAUUAUCUGCGUACUGUAUUGUUCGGGUGCAUGUCGAGGAUGUUAAUGAUAAUGCACCGGAAGUGAUUCUAAAAUUAACUUCAAGUACAGUCAGUGAGGGCACGCCUGUUGGAACACAAAUUGCAUUGGUUACUGUUACAGAUCGAGAUUCCAAAAGAAAUGGGUUUACUGAUUGUCAGGUCUCACGAGCUGCCCCUUUCGAUUUGAAGCGUUCUCUUGCAAAUUCAUAUGAGCUCGUUGUAAGUGAUAAGCUUGACCGUGAAAAGGCUCCCGAAUACGCAUUGGUUGUGGCCUGUAAAGAUGACGGAACACCUCCACUAUCUACAAAUAGAACAGUGAUUGUUUAUAUUUCGGAUAUAAAUGAUAAUGCUCCCAAAUUCUUGCAGCCUUCUCACGCCAUCUACGUGAGUGAGAAUAAUUCACCUGGUAACUCUAUUGGUUCAGUAACAGCGUUCGAUCCAGAUGCGGAACAAAAUUCUAAGAUUUCUUACAGAAUUCUGGAGGGCAGCGUGCAGGGAGAGCCGAUGUCUUCCUACGUUUCUAUCAGCUCCGACAAUGGCAUCAUAUAUUCGCAGAGGUCAUUUGACUACGAGCAGCUGAAGAGUUUUAAAAUCCCAGUGCAAGCUCGGGAUGCAGGAUCUCCCUCGCUUUACGGUAAUGUUACUGUAAAUGUGAUUAUUCUUGAUCAGAAUGACAACCCUCCUGUGAUAUCACCAAGCUUCACCAAUCACAGCAAGACAACUAUGCCUCGAUCCGCUCAACCAGGAUUUCUAGUAACCCGAGUGGUCGCUUCAGAUGCUGAUUCUGGGCAAAAUGCACGGAUUUCUUAUGAACUGUUGCACGCUACUGACCCAAGUCUUUUUAAAAUAUCACAUAGUUCAGGAGAAAUAAGAACCAUUCGCCGAUUUAAAGACGGAGACGCCACCACACAGAAGUUGAUCAUCUUGGUAAAGGACAAUGGGCAUCCAGCUCUCUCGGCCACCAGCACGAUUAAUAUCUCCAUAACUGAACAAACCGAGCAACUUAAGUCAGAGUCCGGUGACACUACUGGCGAUUUACAAGAUAGUUCUGACUUGGCAUUUUACAUAAUAAUUUCUCUGGGAGCGGUAACAUUUUUACUUCUUGUUAUUAUCAUAGCCUUAAUUAUUGCUAUUUGCCCAGUCGACAAACACCCACCUCACACUUCAAGUUGUUAUACUGCAAAUUGUUGUUGUACAAAUGAACUGGAUUCCAAAGUCGGUGCGCACAAAUCGCACGUCAAUUUGCAGUUUUUGCCAGACACCAAAUUAAUAGCCAACGUUGAAAUUCGGGGAAAUGGAUCUCUUUCAGAUACGUAUCGUCACCAAGUUCGAUCGGCACCAGAGGCAGGAAAAAUGGAAGUGAUAUAUUUUUCUCCAGCUAGUCCAACAACUCGUAGAUCUCUAGGUAGAAAUGUUGGACCCUAUGCGUCAAAGGCAAACACAGGCCUGCAGAACAACUGGACAUGCACAGGUGAAGUGGGGCAACUGAAUACAGACUGGCAUUCCUCAGAGCCUCAUAUAGUCGGAAAGAUCAGUUCCCAGUGCUUGGAAGAAAAUCUAACCCAUGAUGAAAUUAAACGAGAAUUCAACAGACGGCACACAGCAAUCACAUCAGGAGCAGAUAUGGAUUACAUUAAAACAUCUCCAGAUCUUGAAGACGGUAUACCAAGUUGGGCUCCCAGGUAUGCAUCACAGAAUGUUGAAACCAUGGAACCUGAUGAGUAUCAGUCUAACAUCUACAUGGGCGGUAGCCCGGUCAUGCUCUCCAGAAUGCAGGACAAAGAUGUCAAGCAGGACCGGCAACAUUCCGCCUCUUCAACAAAAAAGAAGAAGAAGCGCACUAAACGCUCAGAAAAACGGGAAAGUAAAAGUACCACCGAGGAGCCUCAAAACGAGUAAUGCCUCUUGUUACAUUAAUCUGAGUACUCUCAGUAUCCAAGUCAGAUCAGCAGAGUAGACACAAGCAUUCUGUAAAUUAAAUCUAAAGUCACAUUUGGAAGAGAUAUUGUUGUGUGUACUCAAAUGCUAACUUGUUGUCUUGGAUGUUUUAUAAUAAUUUUAGUUCAAUGCUUUUAUUUAGCUUGGCUUUAUUUCUUCUGUCAGGCAACAUUCACUUGUAUGUUCAACUGUAAAUGCACGGAAAGUCGAUCGCAAAAACAAGUUACAAAUGAUCUAUAAAAAGUAGCAUUUUGCUAAUAUGUGAAACUAAGACAAUGCCCAUAAUGAAAAUGUAUUUUCAGUUUACAUGCCCUUCGUGUCAUAACUUAGGGUCUGACUACAGAACAGAUUAACCAUAUUAAGAUGAUAAAUUAUACACAUCAUUAAUGGAUAUUGAUCAUUGAUCACCUGGAGAUGCAAUCUAGAUUGACUAGAACUGGGUGAAAACAAAUGUGCACAAAAACUGUAAUCUGUAUUAAGCAGUGAUUACUUCCAGUGCCAACAGAAGCAGUUUUAUUCCACGGGAAUUUGAAUGUAGCAAUUCUUGAAUUAAUGCAUGUCAUGCCAAACUAACAGUUGCAGUUUCUUCAUGUCCCAACAAAUUGGGAAUUAAUAUUGAAGAACAGCAUGUACACACCAUUAUUUUUAUGGUAUAUAAACAGCUGACAAUGGGGUAUAUUUUUCUCUCUGUUCAAAAUUGAAGAAAAUAAUGUAACUAAACAGAUUUUACAUCAUGUGGAAAGAUUAGUGAAAUAAUUUUCUUUAAAUUUGUAAGCAGAGCAAAGUACAUCACUGUGCAUCUAACAAAAUGUGGAUGAAACAAUAAACCGGCUUCAGCUGCUCAUCUGGACUAAGUCAGAUUGUUACUGCUUAAUAUUUGUCUGAAUCAUGUUGUGCAUUUGUGAGAUCAGUAAUAACAGAGAUACGUAAUUUUCUCCAAUCACCUGCGGCAACUAUGCAUUUUUGUUAAAUUUGUACCAAAGGUGGCUUUCCUUCUCAAUGACAUCUAAUGUAAUCUUUUAUGCUUAGUCUAUUUUCAGAUGUAUUCUGUUUUUUGCAUGUUUAAGUAAACGUGACCAGGACAAUCUUUA
Molecule: messenger RNA, 6668 nt
Organism: Hypanus sabinus (Atlantic stingray)
Lineage: Eukaryota; Metazoa; Chordata; Chondrichthyes; Myliobatiformes; Dasyatidae
Product: protocadherin gamma-A10-like
Exons: 6
Coding region: 97-5538 (1813 amino acids)
Biological process (GO): homophilic cell-cell adhesion
Cellular component (GO): plasma membrane
Molecular function (GO): calcium ion binding
Source: RefSeq, a predicted model, not a curated record